This is a messenger RNA of Syngnathus acus (greater pipefish), 2166 nucleotides long. Its product is annotated as transcription factor Maf-like. Gene Ontology annotation, biological process: regulation of transcription by RNA polymerase II. The transcript has 2 exons. Bases 587 to 1627 code for a protein of 346 amino acids. Lineage: Eukaryota; Metazoa; Chordata; Actinopteri; Syngnathiformes; Syngnathidae. Gene Ontology annotation, cellular component: nucleus. The record is from RefSeq and is a predicted model, not a curated record. Gene Ontology annotation, molecular function: DNA-binding transcription factor activity, RNA polymerase II-specific; RNA polymerase II cis-regulatory region sequence-specific DNA binding.
AGUCUCGCUCAAUUUCUCGCUUUGUGACGUCACUCCGCUUUUGAAAUAAGCAAUGCUUUUUAACUCUGGAUAAAGACAAAAAGAUCUAUCAAUCCCUGGGUGGAGUUUUGCUUUUUUCUCCACCCUUCCAGCCCUGUUCUUCAUCUCCCCUCCUGCUCCUGCUCCUCCUCCUCUUCCAGCAACAGCGGCGGGCAACUAUUUGCCCGGGACACAUACGUGAGCCUCCUCAAAUUGGUGCGCUAAUCCUAAAAGGAGGCAUGAAGUGUUAAAUGGCAGAAAGAGGCAGAGCGGCACUCAGACUCACACACGCCGGGAGAGAGGCUGGGAACACCGCUGCUGCUCCACUGCGUCACACCGAAGGGGAACACAUAAAAAAAAAACACCCAAACUUCUCUCCCGAAGCAAAGCAACGCCGCGCAAUUAGUGCGAGCAGCCUCACUGUACUUCUCGUCUUUAUUUUUUUUUAUUUUUUUUAUUUCCUCCGCUUCAAAUAAAUAAAGAAAUCAAGGUGGCUCAGUGCGUGUCUCAACAGCCCACUUUGACAGGUGCUCCUCACCCCCUUUGGAGGACUGUCAACAGCAAGAGGAUGGCAUCAGAGCUGGCAAUGAGCAACUCCGACCUGCCCACCAGUCCCCUGGCCAUGGAAUAUGUUAAUGACUUCGAUCUGAUGAAGUUUGAAGUGAAAAAGGAGCCGCUGGAGCCCGAUCGCAGCAUCAGCCAGUGCAGCCGCCUGGUCGCCGGGGGAUCCCUGUCUUCCACCCCGAUGAGCACGCCCUGCAGCUCGGUUCCCCCCUCUCCAAGCUUCUCGGCGCCCAGUCCGGGAUCAGGGAGCGAGCAGAAGGCGCACUUGGAGGAUUUCUACUGGAUGACCGGCUACCAACAGCAGCUCAACCCUGAGGCUCUGGGCUUCAGCCCGGAGGACGCCGUAGAGGCGCUCAUCAGUAGCAGCCACCCGCUCCAGAGCUUCGACGGCUAUGCCAGGGGGCAGCAGUUCGCUGGGGGGGCGGCACCGGCGGGCGCCAUGGCCGGGGAGGAGAUGGGCUCGGCGGCUGCCGUGGUGUCGGCGGUCAUCGCUGCAGCCGCGGCGCAAACUGGCGCGCCCCACCACCACCAUCACCACCACCACCACGCGGGGGCACACCACCCGACCUCCGGGUCCCAGUCCGGCGGCGGAGGAGGAGGAGGCGGCGGCGGCGCAGGGGGUAACCACCAUCAUCACCACCACCACCCGCACCUUCGCUUGGACGAUCGCUUCUCGGACGAGCAGCUGGUGACCAUGUCGGUGCGGGAGCUCAACCGGCAGCUGCGCGGGGUCAGCAAGGAGGAGGUGAUCCGCCUCAAGCAGAAGAGGAGGACGCUAAAGAACCGCGGCUAUGCCCAGUCGUGCCGCUACAAGCGGGUGCAGCAGCGGCACGUCCUGGAGGGCGAGAAGACGCAGCUCAUCCAGCAGGUGGACCACCUCAAGCAGGAGAUCUCCCGGCUGGCCAGGGAGAGGGACGCCUACAAGGAGAAGUACGAGAAGCUCAUCACCACCGGCUUCAGAGAAAACGGGGGCUCCGGCAGCGAUCACAACCCUUCGUCCCCGGAGUUUUUCAUAGCCACCCAUACACCCCAUUUUACCCUGUGAAGACAUCCAAACUAAUCUGGACAGAUUUUAAUCAUUUCUGUAAAGAAAAAAAUACCCGCGACUGUGAAGCCAUGCAUGCUGGUCAUGUUUCAUUUCUCUCUUUUUAUUUGUGUUUUAACCGCAUUGAUCAGCUUCAUCGCCCUUUAUGGAAUCUGGACGAUAUCCACGCGUCACCUGGACCCUGACACACUUUUUCGCGUCCUAUUUGGAGCACACUCAGGUCGGGAUGACACUGAGAUAAAUCAACUGUCCAGGAUUCGCCGACUGUUUUAAUUUAUCAUGACUAAACAAAGUAAAGUAGAUCAACAAGCGGGCUAACGUGUUGCAAAAAUAAGCUUUUAGUGUUUUGUUCUUUUUGAGGAAUUACGCAGAAGUUUACGGGUAGCCUAUAUUCGCUAAACAAACUGGAAAAUCCAUUAUGUUGUCAGUGUUAUGCAUCGGUCAAUGUGAUGUCCUUUUUGUGGUGUCGGUGAAGAAGCGACAACGCUUUAAAAUGGACUCGAAUAAACACACCAUUCAGUUAUUGAAUGGGAAAAAAA